GCCCCGCGGCGGGGGGUCGGUGCGCGGCGGCCGCAGCGCUGCAGCGCCGGCAGCCCGUAGGCACCGUGCUCGUCGCGCCGCUCCGCUCCGCUGCCGAGGGUCCCGCCGCCGCUGCCAUGUACCUCUGCCGGGCCGCCUCGCAGGCGGUGGCCGCUCGCCUGAGCAGGGCUCCCUCCGCCGCGAGCCGCCUGAAGCAGCGCGCACCUCUUCGGCAGAUGUCAUCUGGGAGCGUUCCUGGCUCUUCUGGAGAGAACAUGAUUUACUAUCUCCUUGCUGGUGUUGCUGCUUUUGGUGGCUUAUAUUACGCCUACAGAACAGUCAGCUCAUCCCGCAGCAAAUAUAUUGAACAUGUUAAUAUUCUUCAUGAGAGAGCUGAGGGGCGGAAAAACAAACCUCUGUCGCACAAGGGUGAUGAAGAGGAGACAGCUGAAGUCACUGAAGCAGAGACAGCCACAGAAGAGACUGAUACAGUAACUGCUACUGGACCUGCAGCACAGGAUGAGAAUUCUGGGGUAUCCUCAGAAACCGGAGGAGAGAGUGGCUUACCAGCUGCAGAUGUACCCGCUGCUGUGGAGGGAGCACAGCAGGAAGCUGCUGCUAGUUCAGAAGCUGUUAAUUCAGAAGCUGCUACGCUGCAAGAAACUGUGAGUGAAGGCCUGGAUGUUGCAGUUUCUUCUGCCCAUGAGGAAAGCUUAGACAGUGUCAAAGAAGGAGUAGCGCCAGCAGCUCCUCAAGAGAUGUCUGAUGCAGCCACAAGGGACCAGGACGCCGAUGCAGAGGAGUCUGGGCAAACUUCAGAAGCUUCCACGGAAGGGACGACAGCUGAAGAUGCUGCAAAGGAAUCCUAAAGUGAGCAGCAUUGAAGCCUUUGAAAAGUUUAAUGGAAGUAUUUGGGCAAUCAACCAGCUGAUUCCUGUGUGAAACCUCAUACUCUGCCUUGGAGACAUAAAACAAUUUGUGUAGUUUGUCAUAUCCCACACUGCUUAUGAGGAUGAGUAUUCAUUACUGAAACAGACAACCUAAUAUGAUUUAAGUUGGUUAGAGAGAUGCUUCUGUAAUUAACCUCUCUGUUUUAGAAAGGAGCAUCCAGUAAUAAAUGUCAAAGCACCAUCCGGCAUGUUAUAAAUAAAUGUACUUAAGAGAAGCAGUAGACUUAACUGCAUCUGUAUUACAUGAACUCAUUUUAGUUCCAGUAGUUACCCAUAUUUAUGCCCUGCCUUUUGUCCAAACUGUGCUGCAUAAUUAUAGCAUUGUACCAUCCCAUGCUAAAUUUUAAGGAUAAAAUUUUACUGUGCUAAAAUCUUAUUAAAAUUACUUGUUAGUGUUUUUAAAUUGGUUCAUGGGGGAAAACAACCACCUUGUUUUCUCUCAAGUUUUGAAUUUGCAAUAAUAACCAAAGAACAUUUGUCUGUACAAAAUUUAAUUUUCCUCCUGCACAAACAUUUUAAAUAUUAUCCUCCCUUGCACAGUUGUAUCCAGGAAUAAACUUUUUAAAAGUUUAAAGCAGUCUCCUGCUUUGAGAACAUCAACCUUUUGCAAGUAGUAGCAAUAGAUACAUUGUAGCAAAUUAGAGAAACUGUGAAAAUCAAAAUAAUGCAGGUUAAAGUUAUUAUCAGUGCUUGGAAGUGGUGGGCUCCAUCCCCACCAAAACCUUAUUCCCUUGCAAAAGUCUUUGUGUUCUGUCUUAGCAGGGACAUGCAGCGGUGGUAUAACAAAAUACAAGUUUAAGAGAAGACUGUUACACAAAUCAUGAACAAUGUAGGCUAUGGUAAAGCUCCUCACUGUGAGCCUGGAGAUGGCCAGCAAAAUCUGCAUUAAAGACUAUGGCAUAGGUGUCCAAAUGCACAAGAAUGCUUAAAAACUAUUGAAAACUCCAUCACCUUGGAAACCUGGAGCAAGAUUUUAGUUGUCAAAAUUUGCUCUCCUGGAGAGGGGCAUGUAAGAGCUCAGGCAGAAUUUGAAAAGUAUGGCCUUUUAUUCAGUUUUUCAAAAUGUGUAACCAGAAAAUAUUCUUGUUUUGUUAGUAUUAUCUUAAUAAUAAAUAUUCUGUAAUGAAUGUUUUAUAUGAUGCUCCUGAACCUUUCCUGUAUUAUGAUCAUAUGCAUGUACAGGCACACACAUGCGCAUCUACUACAAAAUUUUCUGCUGAGAUUCCCCACCAGCUAAAAAGCAUUACAGCCAUCCUGAAAUGGUGAUAAUUCUAAUUCAGAUGUGAAACAAGGCAUAUCAUACACAAUUUAUAUAGAAACUGUGAAUUAUAAGGUAUAAAUGACUGCUUUUUCUUCAAACAGAACCUCAGAAAAAUGUCAAAAAAGUACCAUGUUAUUCCUACCCAUUGCACAAAUAAAUGUAUUGUCCUCCCCCCAUCAUGAAGCAAGUUAUAAUAGUGUUCUGAUGAAAAUACAGUCUAUUGUUCCUGCACCUGCUUAUGAAUAACUAGAAUAAUGCAGAGACAAAAUCAGGCUCACAAGCUCCAGGAAGCAAUACCAUAGCCUUCUUCUUGAAGGAUAAAGCCACUGUGAUUAAAAGCACUUGUUGUAGACAAAGCUACUGGAAUAAAAGUCUUAAAUUGA
This is a messenger RNA of Rhea pennata, 2573 nucleotides long. It is a transcript of the gene MGARP, whose product is annotated as mitochondria localized glutamic acid rich protein. Gene Ontology annotation, biological process: anterograde axonal transport. Gene Ontology annotation, cellular component: mitochondrion; mitochondrial outer membrane. The record is from RefSeq and is a predicted model, not a curated record. Bases 117 to 848 code for a protein of 243 amino acids. The transcript is spliced from 7 exons. NCBI's taxonomy places the organism in Eukaryota, Metazoa, Chordata, Aves, Rheiformes, Rheidae.